UACAAGUUUUCUAUUCGACUGGUCGUCUUCGUUGAGUAGGAUUUUACCGCUGCGCAGGUGGGCGUGGUUUAACGAAGAACGACCAGUCGAAUACGGCCAAUGACAAGCAUUUGCUCCACAAUUUAUUGAAGUAUUCUUAACGCACAUUGGAAAGAUCUUAAUAUAUAUACUUGAAUUAUUCGAUUUUCAAUGGAAAUAAUAACAGUCGUUUUAUUCAAACAACAGUUCGCGCGCAAACAUAAAGUGAUCAAAGUCCAUGGUAAGCUUCCAUGAUUCAUAGGCAGUGUGCACUAAACAACUACAAUCGAAAUUAUAUGCUUCAGUUGCUUUUACGAAUUGAACAAAUGUAAAUCAGUGUAUUGAGCAAGAAAUGAUUAAACAUCCUGAUACUACAUAAUCACCAGCAUGAAUAAAAAAUCAAUAUGGAUAAGCAGUAGGCCUAUAUUGGUUUUAAUCUUCGCCUCCUUUGUGUAUUGUCAACAAGAUAAAAAAUAUACUUUCAUAAAUCCUGGUUCAUCUUUCGCACAAUAUUCUGUGCCAUGGAUUCCGGUGGACGAACAUGGUGCGAGGCUUCGAUUCAAGACAGUCCAAGGUGACGCUCUACUUUAUUACCAGGAAUAUCGCGACCUUACAAAUCCAAAAUACGCCCUCUGGAUUGAGUUGGUGAACAGGGAAUUAAGGAUUACUCAUUUGUACAAUCAGUUUGAGGAAAGUAUAUAUUUAGGUAAAGCUUUAAAUGACGAUAUUUGGCAUACUGUCACAUACGAAAGAAAGUCUAAUGGACUACUCUACUUCAUUGUUGACAACCAGACGGCACCAGUUAAAUACUUGGACGCUUACGACGUCGGUGGCGCUCUACAAACCUUUGACAAACUACCUAUGUCAUCAUAUAUAUUUAUUGGAGGUUUGUGGCAAAACAUGAAAACUCCAGCAAAUAGAAAUUUUACCCACUUCGUUGGAUGUUUUCAAACUCCGGAAUUUCUCAUCUCUGAAUCCUUUACAAUGUUUAACAUGUACAACAGUACAAAUUUGGUGCAAGAAGGUUGCGUUAAUAAAUGUGAUAUGGAGAAUGCUUGUAGAAAUGGUGGGAAAUGUGUAAAUCAGUACACGAACACAAUAUGUGACUGCAGCCACACUGGAUUCAUUGGCUGGAACUGUGACACUCCUGAUGACGUAGUUAUUACCCUACAAGGGGAGGCGUAUCUUGAGUAUAAUGUUAACACCAAAUCUGAGAAUACUUACUCACCUAGUGUGUACGUGCACAUAAAUUUUAAGAUGGAACGCCAACAAAGAUCCGGAGUGUUGGUUUAUGGUCAUAGUUUCUCCCCAGGGAUCAAUUAUGUUGCAAUUGAAAUAGUUGAUGGAGAAUUGAUGGCUUCUAUUAAUUUUGGCUACAAGGCUCUUAAUUAUCAUUUUAAUGAGACUAAAGUCAAUGACAACAGUUGGUAUGAAAUUAAAUUACAACAUGAAGCAACACAAGUUACCGCUAGCCUCACUCGAUCAAUCGAUGGUGUUUGGUACACGAGAAACAACACUCUUCCCCAGUUAAAUUAUUUGAACCUUGGUGAGACGGUGUACGUUGGAGGAGGACCAGUCCUCAAGGGCUAUGAAGGAUUAAUGUUAGGCAGUAAUUUUAUUGGAUGCCUGAAGCACGUGAGUUUUGGAGUAACUAACAUUCUGGAGGAGCUUAUUUUAAGUCGACCGUUAGUCAAGUACGUAGGGAAGGAGGAAGAUAGCAAGCCUGAGUAUGGAUGCAGGGAUCUCGGACAUUCUUCAAUUAUCUUCCCCACUUCACGAUCGCAACUUAUUCUAAAAGGAUGGAACGAUGGCAAACUUAAUCUAAGAUUUCAACUGAAAACUGUCCAGCGCAACGCUAUCCUUCUUCUGGUUGCGAUUCAAGAUGAGAAUGACAUUGGGGGAAAAAUCAGUCUUCACUUGCUUGACAACAGAGUGCAAGGCGUAUUGGAACUAGGAAAAGAAAAUGACCUUAUUACAUACACCAUGGUUGUUGGAGAACACUUGAAUAAUACCAUGUGGCACACAGUGGAAUUUUCAAUUAUGGAAGGUUCUGCAACUUUAACAGUGGAUGCAGCGAAGACAAGCUUUCAGAUUACAAACCACACAUUGACCCCCACCAGUGACCUCUAUUUAGGUGGAGGUUGGACUAACACAGGUCAAGGUUUUGAAGGCUGCAUGCAAGAAAUCACGUUUCAGGCUGCUACAAUUUAUCCAAACGAGAUUACGAAUACGAAUAUGGUGAAUGGAGUUACGAUCGGAUCAUGCCAAGUUACGGAUCCUUGCCUUACGUCUGACCUAGCCUGUGAAAAUAACGGUAGAUGUGUGUACAAUAGCAAAGAAGAAGGCGUACGAUGCGAUUGCUCGAAAACAGGGUAUUCGGGACCUACCUGCCAUUUUCGUAAGUAAAUUUUGCCUGCCAAAGACACAAAGAAUACAGU
This is a messenger RNA of Anneissia japonica, 2456 nucleotides long. Its product is annotated as contactin-associated protein-like 2. The transcript is spliced from 13 exons. The coding region runs from base 406 to 2424 and encodes 672 amino acids. The record is from RefSeq and is a predicted model, not a curated record. Lineage: Eukaryota; Metazoa; Echinodermata; Crinoidea; Comatulida; Comatulidae.